Molecule: messenger RNA, 1757 nt
Organism: Coregonus sp. 'balchen'
Lineage: Eukaryota; Metazoa; Chordata; Actinopteri; Salmoniformes; Salmonidae
Source: the annotation of a GenBank genome assembly
CUCUAUGUUGCGAAGACUGGUCUAGGAUACCUGCUUCUUUCACGCGUAAUAUCUUGUCGCACUCAACUGUCAUCAUGAAAGCAAUAAGUCCAGUACGGUCUAUGAGAAACAACAUCUCCAACUCGUCGGAACAUACCCUCGGCAUCUCCCGGAGCAAAAGCCCGAUGGAUGAUCCUCUGAGUCUGCUGUACAAUAUGAACGACUGCUACACCAAGCUGAAAGAACUCGUGCCCAGCCUCCCGCAGAACAAGAACGUUAGUAAAAUUGAGAUAUUGCAGCAUGUUAUAGACUAUAUCUUAGACCUUCAGAUUGCACUGGACUCUAGCUCAAUCAUCUCCAGCUGCCAACAUCAGCAGCAGCGACCGGGACAGGCAGCAUCAGCCAGGAACCCCCUAGCAACCAUCAACUCCGACAUCAGCCUCCUCACCUUUCAGGUAAGAUUACGAAUAGAAUAGAAUAACUUCAUUUUUUUUCCCACGAAGGAACUACUGUUUUGGAGUGGUUCAGAAAAAGAAAUAGCCUAACAUAAACAUAGUAGGCUACACAGAAACUAGCUUGUUCAAUUGGAGUUCCUAUAUUUUAAUGUAGCCUAACUCCUAUGACAUGUACAGUAUUCAUGUAGCCUAUGUAAUAUAUGUUAUAUAUGCUUACUUUGGUUAAAGGCUUACAGGCUUAUAUUCAAAUGUUUAUUACAUUCUUUCCAAAGCAGCCUUAUAUUCUGCUUCGCAUAAAUCUGUAAAAAUGUAAAAAAAUAUAUUUCGCAAUUGAUUGUGCCACUGUUGGUUAUUGUACAAGUUACAGCUUGGUGGUGAAUGAAUAGCAGCCUAAUAGAGACCAGACCAUUGCCACUGUACUAACUCAGAAAUGCCAGUAGCCUCGAUCUGUAAAUAGUGAUAUUGAACAGUGGUUGUCUUGUGUGUUUUUACAGUCAAGUGACCAGCUCCCCAAAGAGACUGAUGACAGCUAAACUCUCCUUCACUGACUGGGUAAGUGUUUCCUUUAAUACUGGCAUUAUUGCAUCCAUCAUUUCCAUUUGGAAAAGUCAUUUUGUUGAGAGGUAAAAAAGAAGGUGCGCUCAAAUGGGUCAAAACUAUAAGGACAUAGAGACUUGGUAUCAGUUACGCUUUGAAAAGGGUAGUCCAUGGACUGUUAUAUUGUUGACUUGACUGACAUAAUAUGACACCACUGAAUAACCUACCUGUAUCAUGAUAUCAUAGGCUCUGGCUACAUAAUAGACUGGAUGGCUACUCCAGUCAGUGGUUGUGUAGGUUCUGAAUACUACUGGUCUGUAGAUAAUUGUCUUUAAGGAAAAGCAGGCGCCAGCUAGCAUCAUUAUAGCAAGUGUAGAUCUAUUCCCACGUUGUACUUAGAGGUUGUCAGGAUGUUACUUAUUACUCCGACACAGGACGCCUCCAUCUGGUGCUCAUGGAUUGCCCAGUAUUUCAGUGUGUGUGUCCCAAAUGGCACCCUAUUUCCUUAAGUAGUGCCCUAUGGGCCCUGUUUAAAAGUAGUGUGCUACAUAGGGAAAAGGGUGCCAUUUGGGACACACAUCCACCAGUAUUUCAGUGUUUGGUUAAAGUAGAAAAAGAACUGUGGCUUCCUCUCAGGCGCCAGUCUGACUGUCCAGUUCCCUGUCUGUCCUUUAGCCUGGCUUCUCUCUAAAUAUGACCCUCUUUUCUCUUCCCAGUCUAUUACAGGUGUUUAAACAGGACCCCAUGUUCACCUCCACUGACUGGCUGGAUUUCCUCUUGACUUAA